Messenger RNA from Drepanopeziza brunnea f. sp. 'multigermtubi' MB_m1, 1485 nucleotides. RefSeq lists its product as uncharacterized. NCBI's taxonomy places the organism in Eukaryota, Fungi, Ascomycota, Leotiomycetes, Helotiales, Drepanopezizaceae. The record is from RefSeq and is a predicted model, not a curated record. Gene Ontology annotation, molecular function: chloride channel activity.
AUGGCAGAUGAGAUAGUAUCGACGACCGCGAGAGCAAACCAUAAUGGCGGUGCUGGCGCUCGAGGCGCCGCUACGUCUGGCAGUGAUGCUACUCCCAUCGUUGAGAAGCCCGUACCGCCGCCCGCUCAUAAAUCCCGACAUUCAACGUGGACGAAGGACAUGAGCGACUUCCAGUCCUCCGGCACCCCGAGCUCCGUAAAUGGCACAAACAGACACAGCAAGAUGAUGGAACUCCAUACCUCGGUCGAUCUGGGAGACUACUUUGUUGGCCCGCGAAACAUGGAUAGCCACUCCAAGCUACCCUACUUCAUGCGCCUUCAUGGCUCGGUCACGCCUCGGAUGCUCCUACCGCUGGCUCUCGUGGCCGGCUGGUCCACAGCAAUCACCUGCAUCUCGAAAUUCGUCUAUCCCCUCAUGGUCAACUCCGUCCUUCUCACCGUAUUGGGUUUCGUCGUGGGUCUCGCUCUCUCCUUUCGCAGCACCACCGCCUACGAGCGUUACACCGAGGGUCGCAAGGCCUGGGCAACCCUCGCCGUGCACGCCCGCCACCUCGCCCGCAGCAUCUGGGUGCACAUUGAUGAGCGUCCUGAACAGGCCAAAGAGGACCUCCUCUCCAAGGUCACUGCCAUAAACCUGAUACUGGCUUUUGCCGUGUCCCUCAAGCACAAGCUCCGGUUCGAGCCCUACGUCCACUACCCAGACAUCCACUCGCUCGUGUCCCACCUGGACACCUUUGCCCUGGCAGCGCACAAGCCGGAAAACACGGUCGAGGAGAAACAUUCCCCGUGGAAAGCAGUGGGUAUCUACCUUGGCAUUUCUUUUGCCGAGUCCAACCCCCGAAAACUGAUCAAGCGCGCCGACCGUCCGCUCGGAAACCUGCCCCUCGAGAUCCUCACCUACAUCUCCUCCUACAUCGAAGAGACCAGCGAGAACGGUACCCUCAAAAGUCCCGUGGUCACCGGCGCACUCCUCAGCACCAUGGAGACGCUCACCGACACCCAGGCUUCCGCCGAACGGGUUCUGACCACGCCCCUGCCCGUCGGAUACAACAUUCUGAUCUCGCAAAUCGUGCUCCUGUACGUGUACCUGCUACCGUUCCAACUGUACUCUACGCUCGGAUGGAUUACGAUACCCGGUACCAUUGCCGCCGCCUACAUCAUCCUCGGUCUCGCGGCCAUUGGAUUCGAGCUCGAGAACCCCUUCGGCAACGACGUUAACGAUCUCCCGCUCGACUCGUACUGCAUGGACCUCGCUAACGAUUUGAACGUGUUGACAUCGGUCCCCGCGCCUCGCUUCAGCGACGUGGUCAGGGGGUGCGGCGGCAACACCGAGAACAAGGUCCUCUGGCCAUUGAGUAACAGCGGCUUCGAUGAUUGGGAGGCUCGCACGGUGCAGGACAUCAGGUCGGCGCUGAAGGCGAAGGUAAUGGCCGCUCGAGGCUGUUGUGAUAACGGGUCAAUGGACGGGGACACGCUCCAAGCCUGA